AUGGAAAAUAAACUUGUGUCAAGUUGGUGGAAAAAUGUUCAAUCUUUGCCUGAGAAUUACAAGUUCCCAUUAGAACCUAUUGAUCCUUUAAAAGAUAGCACUCCAAUUAUAGAUUUAACUACUCAUGAAGAUGGAGGAUAUGCCCAACCUGCAAUACUUGAGCAAAUAAUUAAAGCCAGUCAGGAUUUCGGCUAUUUUCAGGUGAUCAACCAUGGGAUUUCAGAAAUAUUAUUGGAAGAGACCAUAGGUGUAUUAGAAGAAUUUUUUAACAUGCCAGCUGAAGAGAAAGCAAAGUACUACUACACAGGUGACCCAAAUAGCAAAUGCAAACUCUACACAAGCAGUUAUAAUUAUCAAAAUGAAGAUAAACAUUGUUGGAGGGAUACUUUAGCACAUCAUUGUCAUCCUCUCCAAGAUAACUUGCCUUUUUGGCCAGAAAAACCUACUCAUUAUCGAGAAGUUAUUAGUGCAUAUUCAAUUGAAACAAGGAAACUAAUCACAAAGAUUUUAGAUGUGAUUAGUGAAGGAUUAGGACUUGAAAAGGGGUAUUUUGGAGGUGAAUUAAGCAAAGUUCAAAUGCUAUCAGCCAACUAUUAUCCUCCAUGUCCUGACCCAAAUUUGGCACUUGGAAUGCAUAGCCAUUGUGACCCAAAUUUGUUCACAAUUUUGCUUCAAGACAGUCAUGUUUAUGGCUUACAAAUCUUCAAGGAUGGAAAAUGGAUUGCUGUUGAACCUAUUCCUAAUGCAUUUGUGCUCAUCAUUGGUUGCCAAUUACAGAUUAUCAGUAACGAUAGGCUAAAAAGUGUGAUUCAUCGAGCAGUGACAAAUUCAAAAGAAACUAGAAUUUGUGUGGGUAAUUUUGUGAUUCCUUCUUCAGAUUGUCACAUUGAACCUGCAAGUGAAUUGGUUAAAAAAACAACAAAUAUUGCAGCAUACAAAUCUUAUCAGUACAAAGAGUUCUUGCACACCUAUGAAAUAAAACAUGGAGAUUUUGAAGCUCUACUUCAAUCUUAUAAGCUCUAA
Solanum pennellii is the source of this 1023-nucleotide messenger RNA. Its product is annotated as hyoscyamine 6-dioxygenase-like. The coding region runs from base 1 to 1023 and encodes 340 amino acids. The record is from RefSeq and is a predicted model, not a curated record. Lineage: Eukaryota; Viridiplantae; Streptophyta; Magnoliopsida; Solanales; Solanaceae. The transcript has 4 exons.